AAUUAUUUAAGUUUUAAUUCAUAGAAUUUGCUGGAAAUACGACGAUCUGUCAAAAGGCACCAGUUGAAAGAAAGAACCUAUCAUCUGUCUGUCACACUUACGAAAGCUUGGUCAUCCGUUUUAAUGGAAAAAUAAUGCCCGUAAAAGUUGAUAUAACUCCACCGCCUCCAGCAAAUUCCAAGCAGCCUGGAGUAACCAAGUCCUUGCUAUAUAACGGAUCUAAAUUUCAAGGGCACCAGAAAAGCAAAGGUAACUCUUAUGAGGUCGAAGUGGUUUUGCAGCAUGUAGAUGAAGAAAAUUCUUACCUUUGCGGGUAUUUAAAAAUUAAAGGUUUAACAGAGGAAUUUCCCACAUUGACAACAUUUUUUGAUGGUGAAAUUAUAUCUGCUAAAUACCCAUUCCUGACAAGAAAGUGGGAUGCUGAUGAAGAUGUUGAUAGAAAACAUUGGAGCAAAUUUGAUUUGUUUGUACCCUACUUAAAGACAUUCAAUUCUGAUUCGUUUGAUUAUGACUCUCUCGAAAAGGCUGACUAUGUGUUUAUGAGGUGGAAAGAACACUUUUUAGUGCCAGAUCAUACAAUAAAGGAUAUAAAUGGUGCUUCAUUCGCUGGUUUUUACUAUAUAUGCUUCCAUAAGUCUGCAGCUACAAUAGAAGGCUAUUAUUACCAUCGAAGUUCUGAAUGGUAUCAAUCUUUGACAUUAAGCCAUGUACCGGAACACAGCAUCCAAAUUUAUGAGUUUAGAUGAAAUCACCAUGUGAAAACUUAAAAAUUUGGAUUGGUAUUUUUGUGUCCGCUAGUACUUACUUGUUCAUUAAGUGUUAACUUCAGUCAGUAUCCAAAAUGUGUAAAGGUUGACAAUGUUGUAUAAAAUCCAGUAAUUUAAGAUAAGAUGCCUGGUCUAAAAUAAAA
Molecule: messenger RNA, 910 nt
Organism: Spodoptera exigua (beet armyworm)
Lineage: Eukaryota; Metazoa; Arthropoda; Insecta; Lepidoptera; Noctuidae
Source: the annotation of a GenBank genome assembly